Molecule: messenger RNA, 1693 nt
Organism: Olea europaea var. sylvestris
Lineage: Eukaryota; Viridiplantae; Streptophyta; Magnoliopsida; Lamiales; Oleaceae
Product: probable E3 ubiquitin-protein ligase LOG2
Exons: 3
Coding region: 297-1376 (359 amino acids)
Biological process (GO): protein ubiquitination
Molecular function (GO): ubiquitin protein ligase activity
Source: RefSeq, a predicted model, not a curated record
CCAUCAUUAGAUUCGUGUUCACCUUCUUCACCUUUUCCCCACCGCCGUGGCCUAUACAUCCACUCUACUUGUAUCUAUCUUUCCCCCAUUAAAAUCCAAAACCUGACAUUCUUUUCCCCUUCAACCGAAUUUCUUAAACUUUCCCCUUUCCUUUUCCAUUGGGUUCUGAUUUAUCUAAUUAAUUGAAAAAAGAACCCAUUUUUUUUUUCCCAAUUAAUCCACUUCUAUACAUCUGUUAUUGUGCAGAUCAAUGAUUUUGGAUUCCGUAUUUUGAAAGGAAAGGAAUUAGACGUAGUAUGGGCAAUAUUGGGAGUAGUGGGGUGCAAGGGUGGAGAAGGAGCUCGAGUGGACGGAGCCACCCGCCUCCGCCGCCGGCGCCGCCUCCACAGACUCCGCAACCAGAGAUCACCGCGAACAGGUAUGUUUUUGCGGCAGCGACUCCUUACCCUUCAUCCCAAUACCCGAACUCCAACUUUCCUGCUUAUUACCAACAGUACCCGGGGUACUACCCGCCUCCUCCACCGUCGAUGCCGAUGCCUCUACCCGCACCACAUGAACACCAACACGCGGCUGCCCAUGCCAAUUGGGUUAACGAGCGGUACCCGUAUGGACCCAUGAUGCAGCCUCCGGCAACAUGUGUGGAGCACCAGAAGGCUGUUACUAUUCGAAACGAUGUUAAUUUGAAGAAGGAAACUCUAAGGAUCGAGCCCGACGAGGAGAACCCUGGAAAGUUCCUCGUUGCUUUCACUUUUGACGCCACAGCUGCUGGAAGCAUGACCAUAGUUUUCUUUGCUAAGGAGGGUGAAGACUGUUGCCUGACUCCAAUGAAAGAAAGCUUACUUCCGCCUAUUACGAUAAAUUUUCAACAAGGUUUGGUACAGAAGUUUAAACAGCCCUCUGGAACUGGGAUAGACCUUUCAAUGUUCGAGGGCGCAGAACUGUCGAAAGUUGGUGACACGGAUGUGUACCCUCUAGCAGUUAAGACAGAGGCUUCCAUAGAUAACGAAAAUGGAAACCCAGAUAUUGGAUCCAAGAAUUCCCAAAUAACCCAAGCCGUGUUUGAGAAGGAGAAAGGUGAAUAUCAGGUUCGGGUGGUGAAGCAAAUAUUAUGGGUUGAUGGCAUGAGAUAUGAACUACAAGAGAUUUAUGGGAUUGGAAAUUCAGUUGAGAGUGAUUUUGAUGGGAAUGAUCCUGGAAAAGAAUGUGUCAUAUGCCUUUCAGAACCCAGAGACACGACUGUCCUGCCUUGUCGACAUAUGUGUAUGUGCAGCGAAUGUGCAAAAGUAUUGAGGUUCCAAACAAAUAGGUGCCCAAUUUGCAGACAGCCAGUCGAACGGCUUUUGGAGAUCAAGGUCAACAAUGGGACUGAUCACUGAUGAAUGAAGAAGAUUAGCUUCUGCUCUGUGCUUCAAAGUUUUUACAUUUUUUGUGUGUUUUUUUUUUUACCCUUUUCUACAACGCGUCCUGCCCUUGGUUCCUAGAUUUCAAUAAUCAAGAUUGGAUAUCUCGAUGGUAUGCAAUGUGUCUAAAGCAUGGAUCUAGUUCACGAAAACUGGAUAUGCUGUAUGCAAUUUCCUUGAUAUGAUUUUGGGGAGUGGUGAGUGCCAUUUCCUGUUGCUCACAAUUGUUCAAUACAAGAUGUAUAGAACGUUUGGCUUGCUUUCAAUUACUGGUUCGACUUAUGUUAUUAUUC